GAAGUAACGACGGAUUGGAGGUCCAGAUCUCCUUCGUUGACUUUCUGAAUCAGCAACCCUAUAAAUCUUGAAGGAUCCCAGACCGGACUCGCACACCAAAAUCAGUAAACAUGGCUCUUACCCCAGAAGUUGCACAAAAGGUUCUGACAGAAAUUCAAAACAAAAUUGUUGAAACUAGCCGCCAGCUCAGCAUCGUUCGAGCUCAGCUCUCCACUCGGGAUCGCGAGAAACGCGUUUGUGAACUCACUGUCAAGGAACUCGCAUCUCUCGACAGCAAUACAGGGUCCUAUCGCGCUGUCGGUAAAAUGUUCAUACAAGAACCACUUCCCGGCCUGAUUAAAGAGCUCGAAACGCGCAAGCAAGAGUCCGAAAGGGAAGCAAAGAACUUUGAGCGGGCCGCGGGCAAACUGGAGAGGGAUUUGAAUGAUGCUCAAAAUACUUGGAAAGAAAUCAUGCAUAGGGCGAAGCCAGCUGCAUAAAAGUGCAAUUCAGUCGGAAAUUGCGUCAUUUAGUAGAGGUUGCGAUUACGAUGAUGUAUUGUUGGAAAACCUAAUAUAUAGUGCCAGCGUAAUGACUACAAAUGCGUCGCAACUACAGAGAAACAAGAAACUGAAAACUGCAU
Molecule: messenger RNA, 622 nt
Organism: Spizellomyces punctatus DAOM BR117
Lineage: Eukaryota; Fungi; Chytridiomycota; Chytridiomycetes; Spizellomycetales; Spizellomycetaceae
Exons: 3
Coding region: 111-479 (122 amino acids)
Biological process (GO): protein folding
Cellular component (GO): cytoplasm; prefoldin complex
Molecular function (GO): protein folding chaperone
Source: RefSeq, a predicted model, not a curated record